UGAUUCUCUUUCUCAUCGCUCUGCAAGAACUACUGUGUGUCUUUUUUUUUUGGGCGCUCUGGAGGUGCUGCAAACAUGUCUGUGCUCUCCCUCUUUCUCUACUUCGUGCAGGACUCUCUGUUGUCCUCAUUGCCGGUUGUUCAUUGCGCAAGCGAACAGACGCCACUUGGUGUCACUGGGGCCGCCGUGGCACCAAAACAGCCUGAAAUCCUGAUCCUCGACUGGCACUAUGUGGUGAAGAUCGGCAUUGAGCAGGUUCGCAACUACCUCCAGCAACUCCCCGGACCGGCGGAAAACAAGCCGACAGUCACGCUGUUCAUGGAAGACCUGUACGCGAUAAGAACGCCAGAAUUCAAAUACUUCCCCGACUACUGCCACCAAGGUUUUGCCACUCCUCAGCCUGUCGCUCCUGCUCUGGACGAGGAUGGCACGGAAACUGGAACUGCUUCAUCUGGACAUGCUACAACCGACGACGAGCAGCAAGAAACUACUAAACGGGGAGCCAGUCCAACAGGCACCGAAAUACCACCACCGCCUGCGGAUGGUGAAUCAGGCAUAGCUAGUACAAACUCUCCGCCAAGAACGACACAAAUCCCCACAAGAGCAUUACACCGGCAGUUCGCCAAGCUCCAGCUUCAUUGGAUCGAUUCCGAGAACUAUUUCUGCCCGGUCCCCAACACGCUUGAAGGUGCCCUCAUUGGUGCUCUGCGCCAGGGAAGGUGGUCGGAAAGGGAGCACGCGCUGCGGAAUGACUACAGGGACUUCUUCGCCCAGUACAAACUUUGCGUGAUGUACGGCGGCCGGCAGACGCCCGCGGUGUGCCUCCUGAAUGACGUGAAAACCGUCUACGUGCCGCACUUGAAUCUCGCGGGGCUUAUCAACUGUAAAAAUGUCUGGGUCUGGAAGAUUGGAACUUGUGAUGCUUGCUUUGGACUCUAGAAAAAUCUGUAUUGCAUGACCAGCAAGAGGAGUCUAGUUUGUGCUACGCGGGGAGGGCGUUUGUCAUGCGGAGUAGGCAUCAGGAAGCCCUCUCAAAGUCUGUGAUGAGCGGUCGUGCAUUACAGACAUCCCGAGUCAUGCAAAACAUGCAUGACAAAUCUCAGACUCUUCCAGACCCAGACAUUUUUGCAUUUGAUAGGGCUGCAAACGGAGCAAGAUGUAGCGUUUUUUCUCGACGACGUGUUGCAAAACCGGAAUCUGGUGUCCGUGGCCGUCAGCACCUUCGACAUGGCGUUUCUGGAUUACCUAGCUGGGCGGAAAAAUUUUGUCGAUUUCCCCAUCGUCUACCCAACGAGAGACGCAUUGCUGGCGGAUCCGGCGACGAGAGACGCUUGGGAAAGGUACCACGCGGAGGAAUCGGGGUUCGUAAAAUUGAGCAGUGCUCCCUCGACGAUGACUACCACUUCGCCAGUUUCAAACAGCGACAGCGAAAUUGUGACACCUGAAGGAGCUGCAGUCGAUGUGCCCGAAGACCACCACCCCCACCUCCAAUACGUCCUGUUCGGCGGCCGCAAGCUUCCCGGUGCGCACGGCGGGUCCGCGGGUGAUGCCUGGCUGGUUGAGUGGGUGCGGACGGAGGUCGGCGAUUGGAUUCUGGAGGUGCAGGAGCUGCUCCGGCAGAUCUACAAAGCCAGGAUCACCGCGGACCGGCUCGACAACUUCGUGAAAAUCCAGCACGAGACCUUCGUACCGGCCAGUGCGGACGAAAAGACGAAGCGAAGGGUGAAAGACUACCUGUAUUUGUCCGCGGUGGGGUCGGACGCGAAGACGCACAGGGAGCACGAAGUAGACAAUGUGGGGCUUUCUUCGGAUGGAGCAGUAAACGCCGCUGGUGGAGGCGAGGAAGCACAAACGGAAACCGCAAUACAACCACCACCACCCGCACCAUCAUCUCCACCACCAGUAGACCCGAUCCCCCCAGAACAUUUAUGCAAAUACGACCAGGCCGACCUGUGGCGCGUGCUCUGGGACCCGGACCGCGGGAUGAUGGCGUCCGCCGAAAAAUCCCCGUAUCCUUGGCCGGAAUUUUCCGCGCUGUACUCCCGGUUUGUGAAGUGGAUCCAGAAGGAGGCGGCGAAAACGGGCGCGGAGAAAACGACCAGGUGGGAAGUUUUGCUCGUCGAGCGGAUGGGGUUGCGGAAUUCGUUUCGGCUGUGCCGAGACUACAACGAGGACGCGGUGGUGAAAAGCAGGAAGGAAGGGAGUCUGUUGUACGGCAAAACGGAACAUGCUGUUGUAUCACAAUCAACUCAUGCACCGGGAACGGCGGAAAGAAUAAGCGGGUCUACCGUCGACCAAGUAGACACGCAGCAAGAGGAAUUUUCCCACGCCCCCGUGAUCCUGAGCAGCUGGGGCCGUCACUUCGCGAACCGGAAAUACGAAUGGGCGGACGUCUUGAGGGAUGUGAAGGCCAUGGUCAUUAUGCCCUACUCCACCGUCCCCAUGUUCUGGCACGAGGCGCACGCCUUGGGCAUCCCGUUGUUCGCCCCCUCGGUCGCCUUACUCUGGCGCUGGCACCUCCACCUACAGCGGGUGGUGCUGAGACGGUUGGAAAGACAGGCGUUUUUUGAGAGGAAGGCGAAGGCCGAGGAGGGCGGUACUGCGACUUCUGGGGAAAGAGCAGGAGAACCUGAAGCGAAUUCAGCACCAGAAGACCACGAUCCGUACCUCGGCACGUACUCGAGAAGUGUGAUGCUAAACGAGAUCUUGUACUCCUGGCACCCGAGCUAUUACGGCAACAGCGGAAAGGCGUUUCGACCCAUGGAAGAGAUUUUGCGAAAGAGAAAGCUGCUGUAUUCCGUUCCAGCAAAUAACGAGGAGGGAGAAAAAAACAACAGUGCUGAGGGAUCAGAAAUAGACGCAAGCACCUCGACACUCUCCCCGCAUGACUUCCUGAACGCCACCGACGAUCAAGCGCCCGAGUCAAGAACAACUUCCUUACUCACUGCCAAAGAGCUCGGCUGGCUGACAGAAGCGGAGAAAGACUCAAUCCUCGCCGCUGAGCAAACGGUUCCAGAAGGUUUCAAGAACUACGAGAAGCAUCUAGCCACAGAAGCAGACACGGUUUUGCCCUUCGAUGUCCCGUUUGUCGACGACGAGGACGGGGUGUUCACAACGACUUCACAGAAGUAUGAGAGUGCACAGCUUCCCCUCUCCCCCAUUUGUCAUGCAAAAACCCAAAUCCAGUUGUGUUGCUGCCCUGUGCCACUGUGUGCAUGACAAAUUUCGGAAUCCCAAACAGUACUAAAUGCCGCGCAUGAAGUUGUCAUGCAUAGGGUCCACCUGUACUGGUGUUUGUAUUGCUGUUCAUGCCAUACAAAUGAGGGGGAGGUCGUGCACUCGCAUAAGAAAAACGAAGCGAAACAGCUCCGAGGAGAACCGGCGGAAAACUGCAACCGCUUCUGCCCAAGGACCGCGAAAUACAGCCCGUUCCGCAUGUUCGAAUCCAAGCCGGCGUUUUACUACUGGGCAUCGAAGCUGGACUUCUACAGCUGGGGCCCGCAUGUCGUGCAGUUUCACAACAUGACGGACUUGGCGAAGAAGCUCUCCGAUGAUUAUCUGAUACGUUGGAUGCGAAGAACCCAGGAAAUUGUCGUGAACGCGAAAACCAAAAUUGCGAAAAGAGUUUUUGCCAAGGCAAUGGACAAGCAGAUGAACGGUUUGGAUGAAUCUACUUUGAAUCUUCACGAUCAUGUUGAACAACAAACAGAGCUAUUCAGGAAAAGAAAAGUUGUGCAGUUUUUCAGUUGCAGGAGUCCCGG
Amoebophrya sp. A120 is the source of this 3761-nucleotide messenger RNA. The record is from the annotation of a GenBank genome assembly. Lineage: Eukaryota; Dinophyceae; Syndiniales; Amoebophryaceae.